CAGUUUUUGGAUUUAACUUUGUUUUUUUGCUAUUAUCAUUACAAUUCGCAUGUAAAUCAAGGAUAUCUUAUAAUUACAAAAUAAUUAAUUGUGUAAUUAAGCAAAACUCUUAUGUAAUUUGAGGCAAAAAUUCAGUUGUAAUUAAUCGAGAAAGCUAUCGCAAAAAGGAAAUGCCCACUAAUUACCAAAGAUAUAUUAAAAUAUUAGAAAAGUGGCCCAUUGAUAAAACCAAGCCUGGAAGGGACCUCGCAGAAAGAAUUCGACAACAUUUACAAAUACUUGCUGAUCCGACAGUAGUUCCAAAAGAAUCAUUAAGUUUUUAUAAGAACCAGUUGGAUUCGCUUGAAAGGUUGUCAAAGAAUACUUACGGUAACAAAUACAAAAGAAUUUACAAUUCAUCGGCUACCGGCUUAGAUGCCUCACAGUGUAAACAAGUUUUGUCAUCCGAUUUUCUUAAACUUAUGAACGAAGAAAAAGGAAUAUUUUCGAAAUAA
Molecule: messenger RNA, 494 nt
Organism: Condylostylus longicornis
Lineage: Eukaryota; Metazoa; Arthropoda; Insecta; Diptera; Dolichopodidae
Product: ubiquinol-cytochrome-c reductase complex assembly factor 2
Exons: 4
Coding region: 171-494 (107 amino acids)
Biological process (GO): mitochondrial respiratory chain complex III assembly
Cellular component (GO): mitochondrial matrix
Source: RefSeq, a predicted model, not a curated record